Molecule: messenger RNA, 1089 nt
Organism: Cooperia oncophora
Lineage: Eukaryota; Metazoa; Nematoda; Chromadorea; Rhabditida; Trichostrongylidae
Source: the annotation of a GenBank genome assembly
AUGCGUCAGCAACUCGCACUGGGCAAUGUUCUGCGGAGACGCUAUAUGACUGGAACGAAUCCGUUCAUGGAGAAGAGGUAUAACCCCAAACAGGUAUACAUUCGAUCUACAGACGUGAAUCGGACGUUAAUCUCUGCUUAUUCCAACAUUGCCGGAAUGUUUGCUGGUGGAGAAGCUGGGAAGGAUUUCCCAAACGAAACAGAUUGGCCUACCGGUUGGACUCCAGUUCCUGUGCAUACACUUCCAGGUGACGAAGACCAUGCUGGCAAUGUGUUCGCUCCGUGCCCUCGUGCUGAUCAGUUGGAUGAGGAGCUACGAAACAGCAAAGAAUACAAGCAAAUUGAGGAGGACAAUAAGGAUUUCCUCGAUUAUCUUUCGAAUAAUACGGGAAUGAAAGUUGACUUGAGGAACAUCUUCCUUAUCAACGACGUUCAUCACAUUGAGACUAUUUACAAUAUGAGCCAGCCGGAAUGGAUGACCCAGGAGGUCUCAAGGCGACUUCGCAAUCUCACCUCCCUAGUCAACGGGUACAACUAUGGUAUUGGAGAACCAUACGAGCCUGAGCUGAUCCGAUUGAGAGGAGGACCAAUGCUCCGCAGUCUCGUUGAUCUGAUGACUCACAAAAAGGAUUGUCUCGAUGACAACAAUCAACGAAGUGAAUGCAAAUGGAUCAAACCUCUCAGAUACUAUGCUUAUUCCGCGCAUGACACGACAGUUGCGGCGCUGUUGUCGACAUUUGGUGACGAGACGGAAGUGAUUCGUGGAGGGCUGCCAAAGUAUACCGCGUCGGUGGCCAUUGAACUGUGGACACUCGAUGGAGAAGGACCCGCUGUUAGGAUUCUUUUCCAUGGCGAUUUCCAUCACAAUUACCACGUAAUCACUCACCUCACGAAAGGCUGUCCCGUAGACAAGGAGUUCUGUCCAUUAGAGGUGUUCGAGAAUCGCAGCCUGCAGUUCAUGCCGACCGACAUAAAGAAAGAAUGUGAAGGACGUGAGAGAAGUAACAGAACAAAUCAGAGCCGUAUGAUCCGCAAAAUGAACAAAAGACGGAUGGAUAAAAAAGCAUAUUUGUAUAUUGUGAACCAUUAG